This is a messenger RNA of Odontomachus brunneus, 1088 nucleotides long. Its product is annotated as histone-lysine N-methyltransferase SETMAR-like. Gene Ontology annotation, molecular function: nucleic acid binding. The record is from RefSeq and is a predicted model, not a curated record. NCBI's taxonomy places the organism in Eukaryota, Metazoa, Arthropoda, Insecta, Hymenoptera, Formicidae. The transcript is spliced from 2 exons. The coding region runs from base 1 to 966 and encodes 321 amino acids.
AUGUCGGAGAAUAAGCUGCAUUUUCGGCAUAUUUUGCUUUACUACUUCAAGAAAGGCAAGCGAGCUACGGAGGCCCACCGAAAGAUAUGCGGUGUAUACGGGGACGAUGCCUUAACAGAACGUGCCGCUCAGAAAUGGUUUGCCAAAUUUCAUUCCGGAGAUACGAGUCUUGAAGAUGGACCCCGCAGCGGUCGGCCGACCGAGGUUGAUUCGAAUGAUAUCAAGGCACUGGUUGAGCAAGACCGGACGCUAAAGGUGCGAGAGAUUGCGGAGACACUUAAAAUAGUGCCGCACAAGCUGACCGAGGAGAACCUGGCCAACCGCAUAUCCAUCUGCAAUUCACUUCUGAAGCGGCACGAAAGCGACCCGUUUCUCAAACGAAUAGUGACUGGCGACGAAAAAUGGAUCAUCUACAACAACAUAAUGCGCAAAAGAUCAUGGGGAACCGCUGGCGAGCCGCCGAAUGCCAUCCCGAAGGCCGGCCUGCAAUCGAAAAAGAUUUUGCUAUCCAUAUGGUGGGAUCAUCGUGGUGUGCUGUUUUACGAGCUGCUUCCUCAGGGAAAAACGAUCGAUUUGAAGGUCUACUGCACGCAGCUAAUGAAAUUGAAUCAAGCAUUGCGACAGAAACGUCCAGAACUGGUCAAUCGCAAAGGUGUCAUAUUCCACCAUGACAACGCCAGACCCCACACCGCAAUAAUCACUCAGCAAAAAUUAGUGCAACUUGGCUGGGAUGUUUUGCCCCACCCACCGUAUUCACCAGAUCUUGCGCCAUCCGACUACCAUUUGUUCCGGUCCCUGCAAAACUCCCUCAACGGGAAAUCGUUCGCUGAUCAGACAGCUGUGAAAACGUACCUUGACCGGUUUUUCACCUCUAAGCCCCAGACCUUCUAUGAGAGCGGAAUAAUGAAAUUGUUGGAAAGAUGGCAAGAGGUCAUCAACAAAAACGGAGAAUAUAUCAUUGAUUAAAAUUCAUCCUUUGUAUGAAAAAAACUUGUUUCAUUUUAGCCUUCAAAAACCGAACGAAUAUAUGGAUCCACCCAAUACAUUAUAAAACAAAAGAAUUCUAUAACUUUGGUUAUUACCACAUG